AUGUUUUUCUUGAAGGACUUGUCAUUGAAUUUGACGUUGCACCCCUCAUAUUUCGGGCCGCAGAUGGACCAGUACUUGAGAGACAAGCUCUUGAGUGACGUGGAAGGCACCUGCACUGGUCAGUUUGGUUACAUUGUAUGUGUUUUGGAUUGCAUGAAUAUAGAUGUAGGUAAAGGGAGGAUUAUCCCAGGCUCAGGUAUGGCUGAGUUCGAAGUCAAGUACAGAGCCGUGGUGUGGAAACCGUUCAAAGGUGAAGUCGUAGAUGCUGUAGUCACAACUGUCAACAAGAUGGGGUUCUUUGCCGAUGUCGGUCCCCUUUCUGUGUUUGUCAGUACCCACUUGAUUCCCUCGGAUAUGAAGUUCAAUCCUUCCGCCAACCCUCCAGCAUAUGUCAGUCCUGAUGAAAACAUCGAAAAGGGCUCGAGAGUCAGACUAAAGAUCGUAGGUACCAGAACAGACGUCAACGAAAUCUAUGCCAUCGGUAGCAUCAAGGAAGACUACUUGGGCCCAAGUCCCAUGUGA
This is a messenger RNA of Scheffersomyces stipitis CBS 6054, 522 nucleotides long. RefSeq names its product DNA-directed RNA polymerase II subunit (gene RPB7). Gene Ontology annotation, molecular function: single-stranded RNA binding; single-stranded DNA binding; translation initiation factor binding. Gene Ontology annotation, biological process: DNA-templated transcription; positive regulation of nuclear-transcribed mRNA poly(A) tail shortening; transcription initiation at RNA polymerase II promoter. NCBI's taxonomy places the organism in Eukaryota, Fungi, Ascomycota, Pichiomycetes, Serinales, Debaryomycetaceae. The record is from RefSeq and is a predicted model, not a curated record. Gene Ontology annotation, cellular component: RNA polymerase II, core complex; P-body. Bases 1 to 522 code for a protein of 173 amino acids. The transcript has a single exon.